AUGUCAGAAUACCUAACAAAACUAAUAAGAAGUAUAGAAGAAGAAGUUAUUACUUUAUCAUACAAUUUAGAAUCGUUUGAAGAUUCCUUACUAGAUAAAUCACUUGAUGAACAAGUUAAAAAAGUACUGAAAAUAGAGCAUACAACAUGUACAACAGCUAUAAAGUGUUUAGAUGAAGUAAUAAAAGUCAUAGAAAGUCAAUCAGAUGUAGAAAGUUAUAUGGAAGAAAUUUGUGAAUCAGAAAUUAAUCAAGAAAAAUAUCUAAUCAUGGAGAAAUUGAAAAAUUUGAAAUUAAAACAUAAAGAAUUAUUGGAAUCUUUAAAAUACCAGGAAGAAAUGAAACGUGUUUUAGAAACUAUGUGUUAUCGUAAACAAAGACAAAUAAUGGAACGUCAUAAAUGGAACAAAAUUAAUUCAUGUAAAUGUCAAAAUAAUAAUUCAAUAUAUCUAAAUUAUAUAGAAAAUAUUACACAUAUAAAUAAUAUUAAUACUGAUGAAUUUAAUUUAGAUAUGUUAAUUGAACAUAAUUGUGAAAUUGAUGAACAAAUUAAAUUGAAACUUGAUGACAAAAAUCCCAAAAUUUCUUUAAAUGAAGUAUUAAAAUAUCGUAUAGAGCUGAUAAAUGAAGGUCUAGAAUUGGAAUGCACUUUGUAG
This is a messenger RNA of Cryptosporidium muris RN66, 654 nucleotides long. RefSeq lists its product as uncharacterized. The transcript is spliced from 2 exons. The record is from RefSeq and is a predicted model, not a curated record. Lineage: Eukaryota; Apicomplexa; Conoidasida; Eucoccidiorida; Cryptosporidiidae. Bases 1 to 654 code for a protein of 217 amino acids.